Molecule: messenger RNA, 4203 nt
Organism: Exophiala dermatitidis NIH/UT8656
Lineage: Eukaryota; Fungi; Ascomycota; Eurotiomycetes; Chaetothyriales; Herpotrichiellaceae
Product: nramp family metal ion transporter
Exons: 1
Coding region: 1526-3256 (576 amino acids)
Biological process (GO): iron ion transport; intracellular manganese ion homeostasis
Cellular component (GO): membrane
Molecular function (GO): cadmium ion transmembrane transporter activity; manganese ion transmembrane transporter activity
Source: RefSeq, a predicted model, not a curated record
GGGGGAAGCUCACAUGUGCCGCAGCUGUCAAACCGUCUCGUGCUGGGGGCGCCAUCAACAGUUGGCGGCGUAGAUCUACAGCCAUUGACAAGAGGCGCCUGAUUUCGCUGCUGUACAUUGUACGUUGGCCUUUAGGGCGCCCCUCUGGCUUCGCCGUCUGAGAAAGAGGGCUAAGGAGCCAGAUUCAGCCCGUUUCGGCUGGUUGCCGCCCCUAAGGCCUCUUAAAGCCGGAACCUCCCACUCGCAGGAGACGCCUAUAACGAAGCCGGCUAGCUGGGCCUCAAACACUACUGCGUGGGCAAGGCUACUUCGAGCUCCAGCUUUGUUUACAGUAUCUGCAAUAAUAACGAGGGCGCAGUGAGUUGCUGAUGCACAGUACAACAACCUGGAAUCCAGGAGAGAAGCUCUGAGAGCCGCCGGUAAAGUGGUAUGGUGACUUCUCAGCACAUCUUUGUUCCUGGGCUGCCAUCUACUCCCAGCUACUCCGGGAGGCUCCAGAUGGCCAAAAGUAUGAACAGCGACCUCUGUCUGCCACGGAACCAAACCGUAGGCCAAGUGCAAACCAGCAAACGAAGGGCCUCCGGAUUGGAAGCACCGGUGUUGAGUCACACUGUUUACGCGUCAGGUCCCACGACUGCUCAGAACCAUACGAUGGUACCUAGGUAGAAAAGAAUGGGCGCUGUCAUCUUCCACGAAACCAGGCAUGCAGCAACUCGCAGCGGGCUGCGCGUCCGGCCAAACAGCCGGGGAACAAGAGCGGUGGCUCAACCAUCCCACAAAACAGUGGCAGCGUGCAAAGUUAGAUAGAGGCUAUGUAUUCCUCAUAGGAUUUCGACAGGUUUCCAGUUUCAGAAUUCCAAUGGUGCUCCGGCUAUUUUGCGCCAGGCUGAGCAAUGUACAGUCUGUUCAUCUAUCCGUGGUCCACUGCAGUCUGGACUUAGCGGGUGUCGCGUGCCUUAUUCUUCCGGCUAUGGCAUAUUAUUAGGCCAUUCGGACAAUGCGAACGGACCGAUCAGGGUCAGCAGCAAGGCGACGAGGACGAAGGAUGACAGUAGCGCUAGCAGUCUUCUAUAUCUGUCCAAACCUUCCAGAAGAGCAACAAACUGUGCUCAGCCUGAUAUCGUAGUGACGAGGGCAAGAUCAUCUUUUUCUUUGUGACAUUUUCUGGGCCGCGGCAUACGUCCAAACGGUUGUUCUCAUUUUCGUGGUGUUCCAUCGAAUCCCGCGCCCAAGAUCUGGGCUGGUCCUCAUUUUCUGCGCCAUUCCCCGCACGUCUAUUUUCAAUCACCAUCGGGAGAAACCGCGUCACGAGCCCGGACGCCGGAUCGUCCUUGAUAGCAUUUUCGGACUGGAAGGCGACGACGACGAAGACUGUAUAACAAACUAUUAUUACCUUGUACCUAGUACCGAGUACCUAUCUACAUACUCUGGUCACUCAUAUACAUACCUAGACAGAGUGCCCCUGUCCUAAGGUUACAGCAUUGGAUGCAUCCGAUCCAUCAGUCAGUCCACCGUUGCCGCCGUCAUGAAUUGUCCUUCACGACCAGACAAUGUCGAGGGUCAUCUCGACUGGAACCAGAAUCCACACGCCUUGAGCUCAGAUUUGACGACGAGGGCCGACCUUAAUGGGAUCGUCAACCUACGCGAACAACGACAGAAUGAAUCAGAUCUCCGCGACGGCGACGAAUAUGAGUCAAUACGAAACAUCCCGGUCAACGAACCGGAGCCUGGUUUGGAGGCCAAAGACGCCUCCGCUGUCAAGGUUGAUCCGAUCAUGAAUACGGGAACGAGCGAUCACUGCUCUCCCGCUGACCAUACGGCCUUUCAACAACCCGCCGCUUCGCGCGGUUUGAAGCGAUACAAGUCUCCGUCAGCGAUCAUGAACAAAGUCCUCGUCACGCUACAGAAGUAUGCACGCUUCGUGGGCCCAGGAUUCCUCGUUGCCGUUGCCUACAUCGAUCCGGGAAACUAUGCCACCGACGUCCAAGCCGGGGCUGAGACCCGUUAUCGUCAUCUGUUCAUCAUCCUGAUGUCCAACCUGUUUGCUAUAUUCCUACAGUCCCUAUGUAUCAAACUGGGGAGUGUCACGGGAUUGAACCUGGCAGAAAACUGUCGCAAGCAUUUGCCCAGAUGGCUGACCAUCAUCUUGUAUCUCUUUGCGGAAGCAGCCAUUAUCGCCACUGAUAUAGCCGAAGUCAUUGGCUCGGCCAUUGCGCUGAACCUCCUCUUGCACAUCCCCCUCGUCGCGGGCUGUGCCAUCACCCUGGUGGACGUCUUAUUGCUUCUACUCCUAUACCGGACGGAUGGCUCCAUGACACGAAUCCGCCUGUUUGAAUACUUUGUCAUGGGCCUGGUGCUUGGAGUCAUGGUGUGCUUCUGUGUUCAGUUGUCUUUCAUCAAAGAUACCUCUGCCGGCGAGGUUUUCAAAGGCUACCUUCCAUCCUCCGCCAUUGUCGAGGACAAUGGAAUCUAUCUGUCCUGCGGUAUCAUCGGCGCCACGGUCAUGCCUCAUUCCAUCUUCCUGGGUUCGGGAGUGGUGCAGCCACGUUUGAAGCAUUUCGAUGAACAGAACGGCCACGUCAAUCUUACCGACGAACCCGGCACCGAGGAGAAGUAUGUGCCGUCCAUCUACGCAAUUCGGGAGUGUCUCAAGUACUCGAUUGUGGAGCUUGCUCUAUCUCUUUUCUCGUUUGCCCUUUUCGUCAACUCAGCCAUCCUCAUUGUAUCUGGCUCGGCUUUAUAUCCACAGACAGAAGCCACAGAAGCCGAUCUGUUCGGCAUCCAUGAUUUACUCAGUAAGAACCUCUCCAAGGCAGCAGGGACCAUCUUUGCGCUUGCUCUUUUGCUCUCGGGAAUAUCGGCAGGGAUUGUCUGCACCAUGGCUGGCCAGAUGGUGUCUGAAGGCAUGCUUCACUGGACCGUGAAGCCCUGGAUGCGGCGACUGAUAACGCGGUCCAUCAGCAUCAUUCCCAGUGUCAUCAUUGCGGCUGCCGUGGGUAAGGAUGGCUUGAACAAGGCUCUCACUGCAAGUCAAGUGGUCCUCAGCGUCAUCUUGCCGUUUAUCACGGCACCAUUGGUCUGGUUUACGUGCCGGAGCCACAUAAUGACGGUACGGGACGACCAUGCCGGCCCAGGUAAUCAGCCAGUCAAUAUGCGCAAUGGUUGGCUGACGACGGCGCUUGCUGUGAUGAUCUGGCUCGUACUGGUUGUCAUGAAUGUUGCAUUGCUGGUGUUGGUAGGCCUCGGAAAAGCCUAGAACGGGAUUCGCACUCCCAAGGGGAGUAAAAGCAAGAUAUCUGACUACGAGGUUGUGAAAUUGGGCGGCAUUGGCGUUUAAUCAGCUGUAGGCGAGUUUGAUAUAUCGUCGGCGCGAGCCAACUUCUUCUUCGCGUCUUCCCUCAACUUGUCGGCUUCGCUUUUGGUAGCAUCGGGCAACUGGCCAAGUCUACCCAGCUUGUCGAAGAACCAUGCGCGGAGCUGUUUGUGAAAUAGACGAGUUAGUCGGCCCAAGCAACGUUGAUCAUACGCAAAGAAGAGGAUCCAUAUAUGUUGGAACCAGAACUUACCCCAUCAAAUGGUGUACCCAUGCCGUCACUCGGCUCACAGAUGAAGAUAAAAUAUAUCAAUGUCAACGUGAUCAGAGUCUGCUGUAGAAUCUUGAUGCUCUUGUUCCAUGUCGGUCUUGCCCACUUCAGCGCGGCUCGACGCCGGUAUGUCUUCUCCAGAUGGAACUGAUGCUUCGGGUCGAGCGUGCGGAAAUCUGGCGGCCACUGCUUGCGCGCCCGGUACGGAUUGUUGUUGACAUGAAUUGGCGCCGGUUUGAAGGUAGGUGUCGGACGCCAGCCAAACAUCCAUUUUACCCAGGUCCAUGGUGUUAACCGUGUCCCGGGGAUCUCGCUUAUGGGGGACCUCUGGGCUUCAGGGUAUGCGUAGCGAGGGCGGCUGGCAGGAAGGGUGUUAUUGUUGCCUUCAAGGCUGGGGCUUGAAGACGCUGGCGGAGCGGACGAAGACGAGGCUGAGUAGGAAGGUUUGGCCACCGGCUGGGUGAAAUUCGCGGGUGAGUAUGGCGACGCUGCGCUGGCGCUGUCCGACGAAGAAUAACGAAUUGAAUGGAGUGGCAUUGGAGUGUGGCGUAUGCGGCGAGAUGUAUGCAUACCUCCACGGCAAUACUGCAUGAAGAGCACGGCCCGAGAGGCUCUUGAG